Messenger RNA from Colletotrichum spaethianum, 900 nucleotides. RefSeq lists its product as uncharacterized. The coding region runs from base 1 to 900 and encodes 299 amino acids. NCBI's taxonomy places the organism in Eukaryota, Fungi, Ascomycota, Sordariomycetes, Glomerellales, Glomerellaceae. The record is from RefSeq and is a predicted model, not a curated record. The transcript has 3 exons.
AUGUUCACUUCUACUCUCGUCCUCUCCCUUGUCGCCACCGCGGCGGCCGCUUGCAGCGGUAGCACCAAGAACGACACCGCCGGUGCCAAGGCUCAGUGCAGCCUCCAGUUCGACGGCCGCAUCCCGAAGGCAUUCACCACCGCCGAUUUCGAUGGCACCUCCAGCCCUUUCAACACCGCCAACGUCUUCGGUAAGGGUCUCAAGUUCAGCGAACUUAUCCAGCUCCCCGGUAGCCAAUCCCUGUUUGAUGGCAACUCCACCCAGGCCUUCGAGGUCACCAUUAGUGACAAGUCCAUCUUUGCCCCGUCGGCGACCAACGUCCAGAUUGGCUUCCGCCGCGCCGAGAUGCUGCCUCUCAGCAACAACGGCACGGACCCCUCGACUGUGGGCAUCAAGACCUUGCACUUCAGCCUUCAGAAGGAUGCCCAGCGCCCUCUGAACCUGUCCCACGAGUACCAGCUUGUCUUCCUCGAGAGCGCCGACUUCAGCACCAACCAGCUCGUCCUCAAGACUGGCACCAUCCUCGGCCAGAACACCGAGGACCCUGACACCCUCCAGCUCUUCGGCAACGUGAACUCCAACCCCGUCCCCGAGCUUUUCAAGACCAAGUUCACCCCCGGUGUCUUCCACAACUUCGCCGUCAAGCUUGACUUCACCGCCAACACCACCGAAGUCUUCUACUCCCAGGGUAACUCCGCCCUGAAGUCCCAGGGUGCCGCUGUCGCCAACAACAUUGCCGGCCAGGGCCAGUACCACUUUGGUAUGCUCAAGAAGCCCGUCAACGGCGGUUCUGACAUCACCAAGAGCGGCGACCAGCCUUCCGGCAUCAACGAGGGUAUCAUCUACGGCGGCAUCUUCCAGGAGGACAGCUCCAGCGGCUGCAUCUCCCUGUCUCCUUAA